GUGGUUGCAAUGCACGUCAAUAUGUCAAAUACAAUAAUACAUCCCCGAAAAGUAGGUAGGUAGGCAGGUAGUCAAAUAGCGCACUCCCCGACUCAGUCUCCCUGGAUCCCUCCCUCCUUUGGCCAUUAUCGGUUCAUCUCUAAAAGAUUCACAAACGUCCUGACAAAAUGCGAUUCUUCCAACCCCCUGUGACGCCGAUCCCAUUGCAUUUCACACUCACCGGCCAGACCGUUAUCGUCACCGGACCAACAGCGGGGCUCGGCCUCGAAACAUGCCGCCAUCUCAUGGGUCUUGGAUUCCAUGCCAUUAUUCUCGCCUGCCGUGAUGUCGCCAAGGGCUUUCGAACCCGGUCAAGCCUCCUCUUGGAGUAUGCGACCCGGGCAGCCACUUCCCUCAAGAGCAGUACUGGCCCAAGCAGUACGACUACUCACGGAAACGUCGCGUAUACUUUGUGCAGAUGGCCAUCCGGCAGUUCUCGCAACGGUACCCUGAACUUCUGACCAGCGAGCCCGUCAAUCUGGAAAAUAAGCAUUUUAUGACCUGGGUACACUGGCUGCUGCGGGAGACUGAGCGGGAUCAUCCAGAGAUGUACCAUAUGACUCCUGAAGAGCGCGAGAUUGAGAUUGAAAAGGAACGGCCUUUGGCCCCGCCAGGCACCGAGUGGACGUGGGCUCUAUACGACAACCUGCACCGCAUUAUCCGAGGCGAGAUCUCGGUGCUCGACAUUGCGACGGACAACGAGCUAUUGGGCAAAUUCUAUGCCACGCAACUCAUCUACGACAAGUUCACACGCGUCGUGGAGAUCCUUGGUUACAAGCAACCCAACAUGCGCAUCCUGGAGAUCGGGGCGGGCACUGGCUCAGCCACCGAGUUCAUUCUUAGCGCCCUGACAGCCGGGGGAACAAAGCGGUACAGACAGUUCGUCUAUACAGACAUCUCCACAUCGUUUUUCAUCCAUGCCAGCGAGCGGUUUGCCCAGUUCCAGGACAUUGAAUAUCGCGUUUACGACAUGGAUCGGGACCCGGAGGAACAAGGGUAUGAAGCUGGGUCGUUUGACCUCGUCAUAGCGUCCUGUACGGUGCACGUCACGGCAAACAUCACGCACGCGUUGCAGUCCAUUCGAAAGUUGCUCAAGGUGGGUGGAAAGCUGCUGCUCUCCGAGAUCACCGCCGAGUGGCAUGACCAGACCUUUAACAUGGGAAUGCUGCCGGGUUUUUACAAGGGUUAUGACGAAGGCCGAACCCGUCAUCCGUUCUGGAGUCCCGAACAGUGGACCGAAGCUUUCCCCAAGGCGCACUUCCAGACCGAGCUCUCAGUAAAUGACAUCCCACAAGAUCACGGUUUCACUGUGCUCUGUGCCUCUGCGGUUCCCAUAACAUCUCCAGAGAGCCCUGUGCCGCGGGCACCACAGCGGGAGUCGGGCAUUACCCUCGUCCAUCUGGGGAAUCCAGGAGCGAUCGCACAGCACCUAACAAAUCUCGCUUGGGCCGAGGGGCUAGCAGUGCACCAACGAGCUCUGGUCCAGUCCGGGUGCGAAGCAACAGCGGACUGGAUCGGGUCCAAACGGAUCAUCGUCCUAGCCGAGCUGGAGAGGUAUAUCUAGCCCACCGUCACGGAGGCGGAGUGGACUGAGUUCCAGAAGAUGAUGCAAGCCGCUGAGAGCAUUCUGUGGGUGACGCAGGGAGGACUGAUGGCUGGAGAGGACCCCGAGGCUGCCCUAGUCAAUGGCUUUUUCCAGUGUCUCGAUAUUAAUCCCAACAUUCGGGCCGCCUCGAUGGACUUCGAGAAAAGCAACCCGCAGGACCGCGCCAUGGCGCGGGACAUCCUGCACCGCGAACGGAUGCUCCCAUCAGAGACUGACAAGCAGUUCCGCCAGCACCAGGGGAAAUGGGUCAUUCCUCGUCUCGUGCCGGAUCAG
Molecule: messenger RNA, 1918 nt
Organism: Aspergillus alliaceus
Lineage: Eukaryota; Fungi; Ascomycota; Eurotiomycetes; Eurotiales; Aspergillaceae
Product: class I SAM-dependent methyltransferase
Exons: 2
Coding region: 458-1603 (381 amino acids)
Source: RefSeq, a predicted model, not a curated record